Messenger RNA from Bombina bombina (fire-bellied toad), 3278 nucleotides. Its product is annotated as myosin-16-like. The transcript is spliced from 17 exons. The record is from RefSeq and is a predicted model, not a curated record. Gene Ontology annotation, cellular component: myosin complex. Lineage: Eukaryota; Metazoa; Chordata; Amphibia; Anura; Bombinatoridae. Bases 1 to 3063 code for a protein of 1020 amino acids.
AUGGCGACUGAGGCUGACUGGGAGCGGAUAGCCUUGAGCUAUAUUGAGACCUCCUUCAGGCUAUUGGAAAUGCUUAUACCAAAGCUCCCCACCGUGACACCACAGAGCCCCACACCGGCUUUCCAGGCUAAACGAGGAGAUGGAACUCUAGAAAGAGAUGAAAAUGGCAUACCUACAGGUAUUCGUGUGCACCAGACUGUGGUGGUGGCUACAUCUUCAGAUCAUUGGAGAUCCUCCUUCUCUUCUUCAGAUGGGAACCCUUCUGUGCUGGAAUCUGAUCACAGGCAUGGAUCGGCAUUGGGAGUUACUUUGAAGGGCGCCCUUAUGCUGCGUCACUCAUACACGAAGGGGGAGGCCCUGGGAGAAUCCUCGAGCACUUGUAGCGGUGAGAGGUUCUUUCACCUGGCCGCACGCGCGGCUCUGAAUAUGGCGCCCUGGAGAGGAAAUGGUGAUACCGGGAGCUGUCUAUUGCAGCUAGUUCAAGAAAUGCCUUCUAUCUUGCGGACUGGAGUAGAAAGGCAGCGUUCAGAUCUUUCUAAAGAACUUGAGGAUCUACAUGAUCGACUUGAAGAGAUGGGAGGAUCUGCUGCUUCUCAGGUGGAGAUCAAUAAAAACCGUGAAUCUGAGCUCAUUCGUUUACGGCAAGAGCUUGAGGAAGCUGUUCUUCAAUCAGACGCUACAGCAUCUGCCUUGAGAAAGAAGCACGCCUUCUCUCUUGUGGAAGCGUCUGAACAACAGGAGAAUAUGCAACGAGUACGGAAUAAACUGGAAAAGGAAAAACAAGCCAUGAAGCUGGAAAUUGAGGACCUUAAUGCAACUGUAGAAAAUGUGCAAAAAGCAAAGAUUAGCUGCGAUGCACAAAUCCGGAAACUGGAAGAUUUGCUUUCAGAUGCAAAUAGCAAGGCUGAUGAACUGCAAAGGAUAAUUACAGAUCAAAACAUCUCCAAAAACAAAAUAUUAGUAGAAAACAGUGAAUUAAGCCAUCAGGUUGAGGAGAUGGAAAACAGGGUAGCUCAGUUAACAAGAACAAAGUUAUUACUGGCCUCCCAGGCAGAAGAGCUGAAGAAACAACUGGAGGAAGAAUCUAAGGCAAAACAUAUAACAACAGCGGCCAUCUCUAACCUUAAACUUGACUGUGAGUUGCUAAAGGAGCAGCUGGAGGAGGAACAGGAGAGUAAAUGUGAACUUCAGAGACUGAUUUCUAAGCUGAACAGCGAGGUGACGCACUGGAAAACGCGAUAUGACAAUGAUGCGCUCCACAGGACCGAGGAACUAGAGGAGACCAAGAAAAAACUUACAUCCCGUUUGCAAGAGGCCGAAGAAGCUGUUGAAAUAGCACAAACAAAAUGCUCCAAUCUGGAAAAAUCUAAGAUGAGACUUGAGAGUGAAAUGGAAGAGAUUUGCAUGGAUCUGGAAAAGGCAAAUAACGCUUCAGUUACUUUAGACAAAAGGCAACGGGCAAUUGAUAAGCAGAUUCAGGAAUGGCGCCAGAAGUAUGAGGAGAUUCAAGCAGAUUUGGAGGCCUCACAGAAGGAAUGUCGUAUGUACGCUACUGAGCUAUUCAAAAUCAAAACUGGUUUUGAAGAGACAAACGAACAGGUCAUAUCUCUCAAAAGAGAGAACAAAACCCUUCAAGAGGAGAUUACCGAUCUCUCCGAGCAACUUGCUGAAGUUGGAAAAAAUCUCCAUGAGCUCCAGAAAUCAAAGAAAAAGCUGGAAAUGGAGAAAGAAGAAAUGCAGGGAGCGUAUGAAGAAGCUGAAGCGGCCCUGGAGUCAGAAGAGGCUAAAGCUAUGAGACUGCAGGUGGAACUUACACAGCUGAAAGCUGAUAUUGAUAGACGUCUCCAGGACAAAGAAGAAGAAUUUGAGGCAACCAGGAAAAACCACCAGCGUGCCCUUGAAUCUUUACAAGCCAGCUUAGACACAGAAGUAAAAGGUCGCACAGAAGCUUUGAGGAUCAAGAAGAAAUUAGAGAACGAUAUAAACGAAAUGGAGAUUCAGCUAGAGGGGGCCAAUAAAAACAAUUUGGAGCUAUUAAAGCUGGUGAAAAAACAGCAGCAGCAAAUGACGGAACUGCAGGCGCAAAUGGAGGAGGAAUCUCGUCAGCAUGAGGAAAUACAAGAACAAUUCGGUUUAUUAGAAAGGCGCAAUAAUCUGCUGGCAUCUGAACUGGAUGAGAUAAGAAAUGUGGUAGAAGCAUCUGACCGAUCUCGAAAAAUUAUGGAGCAAGAGUUAAAUGAACUUACAGACAAAACCAAUGAGCUGCAUAACCAGCUCCAGUCGGUGAUUGCCAUAAAAAGGAAAUUAGAGGCUGACCUACAGCAGAUGACUUCUGAGAAUGAAGAAGCCUUAAAUGAAAUUCGGAACUCUGAAGAGAGACUUAAAAAAUCUGUAUCAGAGGCAUCAAGGCUAGAGGAAGAGUUACAUCAUGAACAAGAUCACGUGCAUCACCUGCAGAAAGUGAAGAAAGGGAUGGAAAACCAAAUCAGAGAGUUGCAGAUCAAGCUUGAUGAAGCUGAACAAAUGAUGUUAAAGGAUGGAAAGAAGCUCAUUAACAAACUGGAAGGAAGGAUAAAAGAACUGGAGCAAGAGCUGGACACAGAACAAAAGAAACACGUUGAGACCACAAAGACCUUACGUAAGAAUGAGCGACGUCUGAAAGAAUUGGUGUUCCAGGCAGAGGAGGAUCAGAAGAAUCAUCUGCGGACACAGGAGCUUAUCGAGCGUUUGCAGACAAAGCUGAAGGUCUAUAAAAGGCAGACCGAGGAAGCAGAAGAGCAGGCAAACAUGAAUCUGGUAAAAUAUCGAAAGACUGCAAAUGAGUUGGAUGAUGCAGAAGAGAGAGCAGAUGUUGCUGAGGCAGCUCUAACUAAGAUAAGAACGAAGAACCGUGCCAGCUUUGGAAAAGGCUACUCUGGGGGCUUGAACUCACCAUUUGCUGCAUUUGUCAGACCUCCAAGCUCCACUGGAUCAGAAGGACGUGGCGAGAAGAUAGCAUGUGAUGAAGAAACAUCUUUAAUUCCAGCUUACUUGAACUCCUUAAAGAAAUUCAUGUCUGAGUAACUCCAGAUUUGAUGCCUUUUUAGACUGGCUAUUUGCUUUAUAAAAGUUUACACUGAAUUAUAAUUUUUUUAUUAUUUGUGGCUCCCAACAUAGGCCUAGAUUACAAGUAUUGUUGUUCAUUUUUAUUGCUGAUGAGAGCUAACUGCACUCAAGGUAAAUCAAUAGAGCUUGUAUGUUUGCACUGGUGAAAAUAAAAGUUUAGCUUGAGUGCAAAA